Fusarium sp. VM40 is the source of this 2112-nucleotide messenger RNA. NCBI's taxonomy places the organism in Eukaryota, Fungi, Ascomycota, Sordariomycetes, Hypocreales, Nectriaceae. The record is from the annotation of a GenBank genome assembly.
AUGGCAGAGACCACAGAAGCCGCCGAGCAGGCGCCUCCAGCCCCGGCCCAGUCGCUGGAGGACCAGACCCUUAUCGUCUUUGCGCGUUUGAUGGAGGGUGGGCAGGAAGAUAACGAGACAUGCCGCGAUCUUGACGAACUGACCAAGCUGCUCAACGACGACUAUGAAGCCUGUCAGAAGGACAAGUCUCAUGAAACUAUCUGCAACGUUAUCGAUGGCGAUUGUGUUGACACUGUUCUGUGCUACCUUGAUAUGAGACAGCCUGAGAUAGUCCGCGGCCACGCCACUCUAUCAACAUCCGCCUACCUCAAAGCCGCCGGUGAUGACGGCUCAAAGAAACUCUCAACCUUUUUCUUUGACCGAGUCCGGAGAGGAACUUAUGAUGAUUACAUUGUCGCCUUUUGUGUUGCCGCUGCGACAUUUCCCAUCGUCCCCGAUCUCACUGCGGAGCUAUUUCUCAACGAAGAUUUCCUGCCCAGCCUUGGUACGCUUAUGCGACGAAAGUGGAAGAGCCGAAAGGUUGAGACGGCAUGUUUGGAGAUGCUCAACGCUGCUUGUAUGAACUCUCUAUGUCGCGAGGCCAUCAACAAGUACUGCAUCGAGUGGCUUGAGGAGAUUGUCGACCAAGAUCUUAGUGAGAUUGUUCGAAGCACCAACGCAGACCCAAACCUUCAGAGUGAUGGAGGCUCUAUCUCCAUGCGACGACACUCUGAGCAGGUCCAGUAUCUCGCUGCCGUAAUCUUAGCUAAGUUGAGGGCAGUUCCCUCCAAGCCAGCACCUGGCGAGAAAAAGUCCAGAAUCGAGCCUGCAGUCACAAGUAUCGAGGAGCUCUCUGGUAUGUUCACUAAGAUGAUUCUGCGAGAUGAAGACCACGGUCGAAAGCACUCUAUUGAAGGUCUGGCCUAUGCUUCUCUCCAGCCCAAGGUCAAAGAGUCAGUUGUUAGCAACCCUGACUUGCUUCAGAAGCUGGUCAAGACACUCAGCGACGCCCAACCCAGAUCCCCUACCACCUACGGAGCUUUAAGCAUCUUUGUCAACCUGACAAAGUAUCUGCCUAACCUAACAGACGAGGAGAAGAAGAUGAACCAGCUCAAGGCAUAUGCCAAUGCGGCUGGAAAGCUUGGAGGGCCCGACCCCCUUAACGACGAUGAACAUGUCGCAAGACGAUGCAAGCUGGUGUUUGAUGCUGGUAUCACCCCAGUUCUUGUCACCCACAGUAAGAAUGGCUCGCCUGCGUCUCUGGCACUGGUCGUCUCCAUCAUCUUUUCCCUGUCUGUCACCAAGUCUCUGCGUGGCCAACUUUCUCAGCAAGGAGCUGUAAAGCUUCUCCUGGUAUCAUGGAUGUCGCUACCUCAGACCGAAGCCCCCGCACGCCGUCUUGCUGCACAGGCUCUUGCCCGUAUCCUCAUCAGCACUAACCCUGCGCUGGUUUUUGGCGGCAACCGCUCCAUCCCUAUCAGUGCUGCUGUCAGACCGCUUGUGUCUAUCAUUCCUCCCGACCCAGCUGCUCAGACACGAGACCUCCUACCAUCCUUUGAGGCGCUGAUGGCGUUGACUAAUCUUGCUUCUAUGGACGACGAGGAUUUGAGACGUAGCAUCGUCGACACCGCAUGGCCACAAAUCGAGGAGCAGAUGCUCGCUUCCAAUACCCUUGUCUCCAAGGCUGCCGUUGAGCUUGUCUGCAAUCUUGUGCAGGCACCGGAAGCUAUCGCGCUCUACGCUGAAGAGACCGCCAAGGCCCGAAACCGCCUUCACGUCCUUCUUGCGCUCGCUGAUGCCCCUGAUGUUGGAACUCGCAGUGCCGCUGGUGGUGCUUUGGCCUCACUCACCAAUUUCGAAGGCGUUAUCCGAGGCAUUAUCAACCGCGACCGCGGUGUCAAGGUUAUUCUUGGACUGUGCAUGGAUGAUGAUGAGGACAUCCGUCAUCGCGGCGUGUUCGUGGUACUUAACCUAGUUACUGCCGAGGGUGAAGUAGGUGAGCUGGCUCGGGAAAAGGUCAAGAGCGAGGAUGGCGUUGAAGCUUUGACAGAAUGUGCCAAGAAGAGUCGAAGACCUGAAGUCGUCGAGAUGACAGUCCAGACUCUGAAGGCUCUGUUGGGCGAUACAUCAUGA